Messenger RNA from Suillus bovinus, 1464 nucleotides. RefSeq names its product cytochrome P450. The coding region runs from base 1 to 1464 and encodes 487 amino acids. Gene Ontology annotation, molecular function: monooxygenase activity; iron ion binding; heme binding. Lineage: Eukaryota; Fungi; Basidiomycota; Agaricomycetes; Boletales; Suillaceae. The transcript has 13 exons. The record is from RefSeq and is a predicted model, not a curated record.
AUGUCCCCCUCUCUCAUGAUCUUACAAGUUUCCUUUGCCACCAUAUGCCUCUUUCUAGCCGUAACCUGCUCGAAUCUCGACGGCAAUCAGCCAUGGAUCAGCUUUACUCAGUGGGCAUCGACACACGGGAACAUUAUCUACUGGAAGCUGUUCGGACGGCAAAUUAUUGUUCUACAAUCGCAGGAAAUUGCCAAAACACUGUUAGACCAUCGCUCUGGUAUUUAUUCUGACAGGCCACCACUCUAUGACACAAGGGCUGUCGGAUCUGAGUUUAACAGUGCCCAGUUAAGGUAUUCUGACGAAUGGAGGUUGCACCGGCGAAUUUACCAUCAAUCAUUCCGACCUGAGGCGGCAAAAGAUUACUUACCUCUUCAACUUCGCAAAGCUCGCCAACUAUUGCAGGGUAUCAUAGAAUCCCCCGAGCACUACCAGCACCAUAUCGAACUCUUCGCCUCGUCCGUCAUCAUGUCUGCUGUAUACGAUUAUGAGGCCAAGCCGAAGGACGACCCGCUUUUACUUGCCGCUGAAAAGGCGAUCAAGGUGUUUUUAGAGGUAUCAAGCCUCCCGAUUCAAGUCAUCCUGGAGACAUUUCCGUUUCUGCUGAAACUACCUUCUUGGAUGCCCGGAUCGGGUUUUAAAAAACUCGCUAUCCAAUCACAGAAGAAUGCUUCCGCCAUGGUCAAUAUUCCAUUUCACUAUGCACGAGAACGAACAAUGGCUGCAACUUCGAAUCAUUGUAUGGUUUCCGAGUCGUUUAAGCGGUCAGAAAUGCACAGUAAUGCGAACGAGUUCGAGCUUGCGUUGAAAUCGGCUUCUGCUACAGCAUUCAUUGCCGGAACUGCAUCAACCCUCGCUGUCUUUGUUCUUGCAAUGAUGCUCUAUCCUGAUGUACAGAAACGUGCACAGGAGGAGAUUGACGCGGUUUUAGGCAACCAACUUCCUACCUUUGAAGACCGGCCUUCGUUGCCAUAUGUAGAAGCAGUCUUACGCGAGACGUUUAGGUGGCAUCCUGUGUUCCCUCUUGGUUUACCGCAUUACACUUCAGACAGUGACGUGUACAAUGAUUAUUACAUCCCCAAAGGCGCAAUUGUUGUGGCAAAUAUCUGGGCCAUGUCACAAGACGAAGUGAAAUAUCCGAACCCUAAUGAAUUCAAACCAGAAAGGUUUUUAAUGGCUGAUGGCAAAUUAAACGACGACACUAUCGGCUUUAUUUUCGGCUUCGGGCGCCGAGUAUGUGCUGGAAGGUACUUUGCUGAUGCCUCCUUGUGGAUUUCUAUGGUGUCUUUGCUAGCAACUUUCCGUCUUAUGAAACCAUUGGACAACGAAGGCAAAGAAAUAGAUCCUGUCUUUAAAUGGACCACUGGACUAAGUUCACACCCCGAAUCUCUUCCUUGUCGUAUCGUUCCCCGACACCCGGACAUGACUGCCCGCAAGCUUGCAGACAUAAUAGACCUCAGCGCAUGA